Aureobasidium musti is the source of this 1101-nucleotide messenger RNA. Lineage: Eukaryota; Fungi; Ascomycota; Dothideomycetes; Dothideales; Saccotheciaceae. The record is from the annotation of a GenBank genome assembly.
AUGGCGACCACUGUCGACAAGAUCAAGCAGAUCGAGGAUGAGAUGGCCAAGACCCAAAAGAACAAGGCCACCUCCUACCAUUUGGGUCAAUUGAAGGCAAAGUUGGCAAAGCUAAAGAGAGAACUCCUGACUCCAUCAUCGAGUGGCGGUGGUGGUGGUGCUGGUUUCGAUGUUGCUAGAACUGGUGUUGCCAUGNGUUUCAUCGGUUUCCCCUCGGUCGGAAAGAGUACCCUGAUGAGUCGAUUGACUGGCCAACAUUCCGAGGCCGCCGCGUACGAAUUCACAACCCUCACCACCGUGCCUGGUCAAGUCAUGUACAACGGCGCAAAGAUUCAGAUUCUCGAUCUGCCUGGUAUCAUUCAAGGUGCCAAGGACGGAAAGGGUCGUGGUCGUCAGGUCAUUGCUGUUGCAAAGACUUGCCAUCUUAUCUUCAUUGUCCUCGACGUCAACAAGCCUCUUACCGACAAGCGCGUUAUCGAGAACGAAUUGGAAGGCUUCGGUAUCAGAAUCAACAAGUCACCACCAAACAUUCACUUCAAGAAGAAGGACAAGGGUGGUAUCAGCAUUACCAAUACCGUUCCCCUCACCCACAUCGACCACGACGAGAUCAAGGCCGUCAUGUCCGAAUACAAAAUCUCUUCUGCCGACAUUGCCAUUCGCUGCGACGCCACUAUCGACGACCUGAUCGAUGUCUUGGAAGCAAAGAGCAGAAGUUACAUUCCUGUCAUCUACGCCCUCAACAAGAUUGAUGCCAUCUCAAUCGAGGAACUCGAUCUGCUAUACCGCAUUCCCAACGCCUGUCCCAUCAGUUCCGAGCACGGCUGGAACGUCGACGAACUACUGGAACAGAUGUGGGAGAAGCUCAACCUGUGCCGAGUCUACACCAAGCCCAAGGGCAAAGCUCCCGAUUACACCGCUCCCGUCGUGUUAAGAGCAAAUGCUCGUACAGUCGAGGACUUCUGUAACGCCAUUCACAAGAGUAUUGUCGAACAAUUCAAGGUCGCCAUUGUCUACGGCAAAUCCGUCAGACAUCAGCCUCAAAGAGUCGGCCUUGCUCACGAGCUUGCCGACGAAGAUGUCUUGACCAUCAUCAAGCGAUAA